Messenger RNA from Populus nigra (black poplar), 2432 nucleotides. RefSeq names its product trihelix transcription factor GT-2-like. Lineage: Eukaryota; Viridiplantae; Streptophyta; Magnoliopsida; Malpighiales; Salicaceae. Bases 406 to 2172 code for a protein of 588 amino acids. The record is from RefSeq and is a predicted model, not a curated record. The transcript is spliced from 2 exons.
UUGCGUUAUUUCCAGAUUUAUUAGCUUUUUCUCCAAAUUUUUAAUAAGUUCUUUUUCUAGAUUUGGUGGGAUUUAUCACUCUGCCUGCCUUGUUAUUUAUUGAUGUGUGUGUGUGUAGAUAUAUGCACAACUAAAUUAAGAGAACACGAACCUUUUCAUUGUUUUCCUUUUAACCAGCAAAAACAAAAACACUACUGAAGAUUCCGCAGCUUAAUAUUUGAAAUAAAAAACUUUUUUUAAAAAAACUUGGAUUGACAGAGCUACUCCACCGAAUUAAGAUAAACAAAUUAACCACGGAAUAUCUUCAUUAAAUCCUUGCGAGAAUUCACCCUAUAUUUCCUAUACCUUCCCGGCCUUCAUAUUUCUUUUAUUUCAGGUUGUUGUAAUUGCUAGGAGAUCACUCCCAUGCUAGGUGAUUCAAGUGUGCUAGCAAGCUCUAGUGAUGUUGCGACCACCGCGACUAGGGUCGUCCCUGAAGGUGGUGAAGUUUGCGAAGUUGGCGAUGCAGGUGGUUUUGGUUCAAAUUCAACCGAAGAAGAUAAGAAUAUGGGCGGUGAUCAUGAAGGUGACCGGAUGAAUUAUGGUGCAAACCGGUGGCCUAGACUAGAGACUUUGGCCUUACUGAAGAUAAGGUCCGCUAUGGAUGCAGUGUUUCGGGACUCAAGUCUAAAAGGUCCAUUAUGGGAAGAGGUUUCCAGGAAACUAGCUGAGCUUGGUUAUCAUCGGAGUGCCAAGAAAUGCAAGGAGAAAUUCGAGAACUUAUACAAAUACCACAAGCGAACCAAAGAAGGCCGAACUGGUAAAUCCGAAGGCAAAACUUACAAGUUUUUUGAUGAAUUAGAAGCUUUUCAAAAUCACCAUUCACAUUCAGCACAACCGCCAACAAUAUUCGCACCGCCGCUGCCACCACCAAAAGCUCAAACUCCAACCGCAACAACUGCCACAUUGCCGUGGACUAAUAGUCCUGCUAUCGUCUCUCAUGUUACUGUUCAAUCGACAACAAACCCUAUCGAUAUCUUGUCUCAAGGCAUUGCUACACCGACAACCAUCCACACAAUUAGUCCGAUGCCUUUAUCUUCAAAUUCCCUGAAUCCUUCUCAAGAUACUUUACCAUCUUCUUUACAAAACCUUGCUACACAUCUUUUUUCUAGUUCUACUUCAUCAUCAACAGCAUCAGAUGAAAAAUUGGAAGGAAGUAGGAAAAGAAAGAGAAAGAGAAAUUGGAAGGACUUUUUCCUGAGGCUAACGAGAGAUGUCUUCAAGAAGCAAGAGGAUUUGCAGAAGAAGUUUUUGGAAACGGUAGAGAAAUGCGAGCAUGAAAGAAUGGCACGCGAAGAUGCUUGGAGAAUGAAAGAGAUGGCAAGAAUGAAUAGACAACAUGAAAUUUUAAUCCAAGAACGAUCCACGGCGGCGGCAAAAGAUGCUGCAGUUUUUGCAUUCCUGCAAAAGAUAUCGGGACAGCAAAACUCAACGGAAACACAAGCAAUUCCACAACCCAAACCAACACAGCCACCUCCAACACAGCCACCUCAGCCUAGGCCACCACCCACCAGUCUGGAACCGGUUACAAACUUGGUGGUUUCAAAAUGGGAUAAUGGAGAGAAUGUUCCUGUAUCCAGCUCUUCUAGAUGGCCAAAAGUGGAAGUUCAAGCUCUUAUUAGUCUUAGAGCCGAUCUUGAUAUUAAGUAUCAAGAGCAAGGAGCUAAAGGGCCUUUAUGGGAGGAUAUCUCAGCUGGAAUGCAAAAGCUUGGAUAUAAUAGGAGUGCAAAGAGAUGCAAAGAGAAAUGGGAGAAUAUAAACAAGUAUUUCAAGAAAGUAAAAGAGAGCAACAGCAAGAGGUCUGGAGAUUCAAAAACUUGUCCAUACUUCGACCAGCUCGAUGCUCUAUACAAGGAGAAAAAUAAAAUGGAAAGCAGAGCCAGCACAGGUUAUGCUGUCAAGCCCAUUAGCACGAUGGAGCCAUUAAUGGUACGCCCGGAACAACAAUGCCCUUUUGAACAAGCAAACCAGCCUGAGACAAUCAUUGAAGAUAACGAAAGAGAUAUUAACAUCGAUCACAAUAUCGAAGAAGAUGAUGAUGAUGAUAUGGAUGAUGAUACUGAGGAAGAAGAUGAGGGAGUUGGUUUUGAAGUAGUAGCAAACAGACCAGCUUCAUUGACCAAUGGUGAGUAAGUCAAGGUAGGAAACUUCGUAUCAAAAUUACACUGUCAUGGUACAGACAAAGGGGGUAAAAUUUCCAAAUUCAAUUAUGAAUCAACACAUAUCGAUCAUUCAGAACUGAAUUAAGGUGCAUGCAGCGCUGAAGCUGUCCGAUCGAUUGAUGAGAAUGCAGGUUCUGGUUGCCAUGUGACUGGUGCCCACUUUUAUUUUUGCCCAUAUUUGUACACAUGGAUUCCAUUCUAUAGUGGAAAUUAGAGCAGUUUUUUACUUAA